Molecule: messenger RNA, 1838 nt
Organism: Phascolarctos cinereus (koala)
Lineage: Eukaryota; Metazoa; Chordata; Mammalia; Diprotodontia; Phascolarctidae
Source: RefSeq, a predicted model, not a curated record
GUGCCACUACAGUGAUUCCACCACCCUUUGGCCUGAAUUUCUGUUUUGUUUCUACAGCAAAGUUCUUUUGUGGAGGAUUCCUUUCCCAGCCCUCAGGGUUCAUUUCCAGCCCAAAUUUCCCGGGGAACUAUCCAAACAAUGCCAAUUGUGUGUGGGAUAUUGAAGUCUCAAACAACUACCAUGUGACCAUAGUGUUUAAAAAUGUACAGCUGGAAGGAAACUGUAACCAUGAUUAUAUUCUAGUCUAUGACGGGCCUCACCAGACAUCCCCAUUAAUUACACGAGUUUGCCACAGAGACAGAGGUUCCUUUACGUCAACAUCAAACUUCAUGUCCAUUCGAUUCAUCAGUGAUGUCAGUGUCGCCAGAAGAGGAUUCCAGGCCCGGUACUACUCUACACCAGAUCAUGAUGGCACUUCUCUAGUGUGCUUACCAGAACAAAUGAAAGUCACCAUCAGUAAACGCUAUCUCCAGUCUCUGGGCUAUAAUUCAUUGAAUUUCCUCUUGUAUAAUUCAUCCUGUUGGCCGAUAGCAAACUCGAGCUAUUUCGUAUUUAAUAUACCAUAUAAUGGCUGUGGGACAACAAAAACGAUAAACAAUGAUACUAUCAACUAUAGCAAUAUUCUUGUAUCAAAUCAAUCUAUUCGACCAAACGGUGUCAUCACAAGACAGAAAGGUCUCCACUUCCGUGUUAGCUGCAAAAUGCUCAGAAACAACUGGGUGGAAACUAUGUUUAUUACUAAUGAGACUGUUGAAAUCAAACAAAUCCAGUAUAGCAGUUUCCAUGUGGAUCUGUCUUUUUACGAAUCCUCUUCUUUCUUCAUGCCUGUGAAUAGUAUACCAUAUGUUGUGAAAUUAAACCAGCAGUUGUACAUCCAAGCAGAAAUUCUCCACUCUGAUUCCAACCUGGUACUGUUUGUGGAUACCUGCAUAGCAUCCCCAAGAGCAAACGAUUUCAUGAGCUUGACUUAUGAUUUAAUCAGGAAUGGGUGCCCAAGGGACAACACCUACCGAAUAUACUACUCACCUUACCCGCGUCAAGCACGUUUUGGAUUCCGAUCCUUUGCCUUCCUGGAGAGAUACCCGGCUGUUUACAUGAAGUGUAAAUUGGUGGUGUGUCAGGCCUAUGAUUAUUCUUCACGAUGCUACAGAGGAUGUGUAACAAGAUUUAAAAGAAACACAGGUUCCUAUGAGGAGAAAGUAGAUGUUGUUUUGGGGCCAUUCCAACUCCAGAAAUAAGAAGCAAAAGACUGAGAUCUGAUUGAGCUGUUGCAGAUGUUCAUGGCUGGACUGAGUGAAUCGCAGGAGAGCUCUAACCCCCUUACUGUCUCUGCUGUUGCCUUCUUUUUGGUUAUGAUGUUUGCUGCCUUUAUAUUGAAGAAAAAGAAGUGUCUUUUCUGGAAAGAUCGUUUUUCCAUAAGAUGUGAAGAGCAGAGUUUGUCUGUCUCCCUCUUUGGCACAAUGCCUUGGAAGCCAUGUGGUCAAAGAAAAGUCACAUUCACAAAAUCAGCAUGAAGAAUAUGCCCUAUGGAUUGAGCUCUAAUUCAGUUUACAUUGGAAUAAUUGAGCUGGGGGUGGGAGUGGGGCAAUGUGGUUGUGAGUUCUCCAUGUUAUUCAGUAGACUAGAUUUGUUUGAAAUAUUAAGCAGUUAAUUUUUUAAAUUAAGGACUUGCCAAUGUAAAGAAAUUCUGCAUAAAAUUUGAUUUGAAAAGCCCAAUUAGAAGAGAAGCUUCUGCUAGAUGGGAUUCCUAAUAUUUGGGUCUGUAUUUGGAAAAAAAUAUUAAAAAUGAAAAAUUAAUGCAGGCCCUUUAAUGCAAAUCAUAGCUUUAUUUUGGUAGA